AUGCAUCGUAAUCAAUGCAUCGGUAUUGUUGGUUGUGGAAAUAUGGGUUUUGCCCUUGCCGACCGUUUAUUCUUAUGUGGAUUUACUGUAGUAAUGGGUAGUCGUUAUCCAGACAAGCGAAAUGGCACACAAUAUGAAAUAGUCUCGAUUGUCGAAUGCAUUCGUCGUUCACCUAUUAUCUUUAUUGCAAUUCAUCCAGAACAUUAUAUCGAUUCUCUUGUAUCGCAUAUUGAACAUGAACCAUUAUUAUUUAAUGAGAAAAUUCUGAUUGAUCUAUCAAAUCAAACUUGCAAAAAAUUGAAUCUAAAUGAUUCUUCCAAUGCCGAACAACUUCAGACAGCAAUACCAAAUGCUUUCGUUGUUAAAGCAUUUAAUAAUAUCUCAUCGUUUGCGAUGGAAAGUACGACAGCAGGUGAAUCACGUAAUAUCUUUGUUGCUAGCGAUCAUUCAACAGCCAAAGAUAAAAUAAUAACACUCGCACGUGAAAUGAAUUUUGGUUCGUUCGAUGUUGGUUCCCUUCGAGCAGCACGUCAUCUAGAAAAUGAUACUCAAUCUCUAUUUCCUGAAUGGCAAAUUCCAAUUAUUGUUACACUUGUCGUUUUAUCCAUCUGGCUUAUUUAUACACUCUGCAUGGAAUAUGUUAGUACACAUACAACUUCAUGGAAUCAACUCUUUUUAAAUAUAGCUAAUAAAACUUUAUGUACAAGUGCUAUCACUAUGCUAGCUAUUGUCUACAUGCCUUCGAACCUUGCAUGUAUAUUUCAAUUGGCCUAUGGAACGCGAGAACUACAAUUUCCAAUAUGGUUGGAUCGAUGGCUGUUAAGACGAAAACAAUUCGGUAUAUUGACAUUUGCUAUAGCUCUUUCUCACUCUAUUAUGACACUUAUUCUAAUGACACCAGCUUAUUAUUCAACAUGGUUUCAUCAUGUUGAAAUUAUAAUUUCGACCAUUCAAAAUCAGACACGAUUUGUCGUCGAGAGUGGUCUCAUGACUGCAAAAGGUGAAUUGGCAUCACUGCUAGGCAUUUUAACUCAGCUAUGCAUGACCAUUUUAGCUGUUACAAGUAUUCCUGCAGUUGGUAAUCUGUUGAAUUGGCGAGAAUGGCGUUUUAUACAAUCAAAACUCGGUAUUGUCACAUUGUUACUGGCUAUUGGACAUGUUGUUGCAAUGGCUUUACCUCGUUGGAUAGCAGUGGGAGUAGCUAAAGCAUUCUAUAAUCUUGGUUUACUCUGUUUAUACUUCCCGCUUCUGACGUUAUUGCUAAAAUUCAUGUUUUGGUUACCUUGCUUCAGUCGUCGACUCCAUCGAAUUCGCCGCGGAGAAAAUACGAAGAAACCUAUUCAACCAAAACAAAUUGCAUAA
Molecule: messenger RNA, 1362 nt
Organism: Rotaria sordida
Lineage: Eukaryota; Metazoa; Rotifera; Eurotatoria; Philodinida; Philodinidae
Source: the annotation of a GenBank genome assembly